CUGCCUUAAGUACUCACUCACUCAAAACACCAUCUUCUUCUUAUGUGCUCAUCAUUGAGACUUUAAGUUGUUUUUUGUUUCUUUGUUUCGCGUCUCGCUUAUCGAUGAUGCGGGGUUUUCUUCCCGGCAUUUUGCUAGUUUUAUUGUUUUCUGGUAGUUUGUGUUAUGGCAAUGCCAAUUCUGUUGAGGUAGUUGGUUAUGGAGAAUGUGCUGAUUGCAAAGAGAAUAAUGUCAAGACAAGCCAAGCAUUGUCAGGGUUAAAAGUUACCAUUGACUGUAAGCUUGAAGAUGGUAAAUUUGAAACAAGAGGUGCUGGAAAGCUCAAUGAGGAAGGACUCUUUAAGGUAGCUCUUCCUCAAGAAAUAUUGAAAGAAGGAAAGUUGGCAGAAGAAUGCUAUGCACAACUACACAAUGCAGAAAAUGCACCUUGUGGAAUUCAUAAUGGAUUGGAAGCCUCUAAGAUCAGUUUCAUGUCAAAAUCAGAUGAGAAACACACAUUUGGACCAAACGAAAAACUAAAAUUCUCGUCGGCAAUUUGCACAUCCGCCACCUUUUUGCCUCAUUUUCCUAAGAAACACCCCUGGUUCAAGAAAUUUCCUCAUGUAUUCCCUCAUCUUCCAUUGCCCCCUAAAAUACCGUUCAAAAAGCCAUUCCCGCCACCAGUUUAUAAGCCGGAGCCUAAGCCAGAGCCAAAGCCAGAGCCAAAGCCAGAGCCAAAGCCGGAGCCAAAGCCUAAGCCGGAACCAAAGCCAGAGCCUAAGCCAGAACCUAAGCCUAAGCCGGAGCCAAAGCCAGAGCCUAAGCCUAAGCCGGAGCCUAAGCCAGAGCCUAAGCCUAAGCCGGAGCCUAAGCCAGAGCCUAAGCCUAAGCCGGAGCCUAAGCCGGAGCCUAAGCCAGAGCCUAAGCCUAAGCCGGAGCCUAAGCCGAAGCCAUGCCCACCAGUUUACAAGCCAGAGCCAAAGCCUAAGCCACCGGUCUACAAGCCACCAGUUUACAAGCCACCGGUUUACAAGCCACCGGUUUACAAGCCACCGGUUUCCAAGCCACCAGUUUACAAGCCACCAGUUUAUAAGCCACCCGUUUACAAGCCACCCGUUUACAAGCCACCGGUUUACAAGCCACAUCCCAAAAUCUUGCCACCACCUAUCCCAACUUAUAAGCCACAUCCAAAAAUCUUGCCACCACUACCUCCAUACUAUAAGAAACCAUGUCCACCCUUGAAACCAUUCCCUCCAUUUCCCACCUUUCCUUUAAAGAAAUUCCAUCAUCCCCUCAUCCCAAUACCAUCUCAUCCUUAGACUCCAAUUAUCUUUUAUAUAAUUUAAAAUUUCACGAGUCGUUAUGCAUGUAGGAUUCAACAUUUGUCUCGACUUUCCGGGUACAAUGUUUCAAGAAAGAAAUAAAGAUAAAUGCAUCUAGUGAUUGAAGAGAAUAUAUAGUGCAUUUAGAUGUCUAGAUCGAUGCAUCGCGAAAGGAAGAGAGGUCUCUUUUAUUUGUUAUAUACUGUAUCAAAAUUUGGUGUGUGAAUUUGAGGUAUCUAUUGCCGUUUGUAAAUGUUCAAAGUUUGAUUUGUUUUUUUUGUGACAACUUGAAUUAUAUGUAAUUCGUUGUCCUUAUAAGAAUAACUAAUAUGAUAAUUAUCAUGUAUGUGUUGAAAUUCAA
Messenger RNA from Erigeron canadensis, 1662 nucleotides. RefSeq names its product repetitive proline-rich cell wall protein. The transcript has 2 exons. Gene Ontology annotation, cellular component: extracellular region. The coding region runs from base 105 to 1298 and encodes 397 amino acids. NCBI's taxonomy places the organism in Eukaryota, Viridiplantae, Streptophyta, Magnoliopsida, Asterales, Asteraceae. The record is from RefSeq and is a predicted model, not a curated record.